Molecule: messenger RNA, 1539 nt
Organism: Hypoxylon trugodes
Lineage: Eukaryota; Fungi; Ascomycota; Sordariomycetes; Xylariales; Hypoxylaceae
Product: major facilitator superfamily domain-containing protein
Exons: 5
Coding region: 1-1539 (512 amino acids)
Biological process (GO): transmembrane transport
Cellular component (GO): membrane
Molecular function (GO): transmembrane transporter activity
Source: RefSeq, a predicted model, not a curated record
AUGACUGUCAAGAUGAAUGAUGACUCUCUCAAGCUGGAAGAGGGCACCGAUAUCAAGCAUAUUGAGGCUCCUCUCAAUGGCACAUACGGCGCGAGGUUCUCGACUGAAGAUGUUGAAUUCUUGCGCUUAUACGAGGGUUUUAAGGGGAAGAAAGUUAUUCGUAAGAUGGAUAUACGUAUCGUCCCGGUAAUGGCCCUUUUAUACCUCUGCUCACAUAUCGACCGCGGAAACAUCGGAAACGCAAAGAUAGAGGGUAUGGAUAAAGCCAUUGGUUUGACAGGAAACCAAUACAACAUCGCCAGUACCAUAUUCUUCGUCCCUUACAUUAUCUUUGAAAUUCCAUCGAAUAUCGUCUUAAAGAAAGUCCGGCCAAGCUUCUGGUUAACAUUCUUGAUGGUAUCAUGGGGCAUCGUUAUGACACUCAUGGGAAUUGUCAAAAACUUCGCUGGAAUGGCUGCUUGUCGCAUCUUUCUUGGCCUCUGCGAAGCGGGGUUCUUCCCCGGUGCUGUAUAUCUCGUGUCUACCUGGUAUCCCCGACACGAACUCCAGCAACGGCUCGCACUGUUCUAUACCGCGUCGGCAUUCUCGGGGGCUUUGAGCGGUUUGCUCGCAUAUGCGAUUGCUGAUAUGAAUGGUCUUGGAGGUAUCGCCGGAUGGCGAUGGAUUUUUCUUCUCGAGGGAGCUGCGACUAUCGUUAUUGGAUUAGCAAUGCCAUUAUUGAUAUCGGACAGUCCCGAGAGAGCUUCGUGGUUAACCGACAAAGAGAAGCGAUUUAUUGAUUUACGUCUGCGAGCCUCGGGGGUCCGUACCGCGACCGGGGAAGGCGACAAGUUUUCUUGGAAGUUACUUCUCUCUACUAUGGUGGAUUGGAAGAUCCUCUUGGGAAUAUUGGUCUCGUGGGCGAACUCGGUUCCGAAUUCCGUCUUCAAAUUUACCCUCCCGCAGAUUCUUACAGAAUUGGGAUUCGUCAAGGAAAAGGCUCAACUUCUAACUAUUCCGCCAUAUUUCUGUGGAGGUGUAUCGGCAUGGUUGGUUGGACGUUACGCUGAUCGGUUCGCAUGGCGCGCACCAUUCAUUCUCGUACCCAUUACAUUUCUCGUGGCUUCUUUCGCUAUUCUAUUUAGCCUCUCUAGAGAUAUCGCUUCCAAUGUCGGCCCUAUGUACUUUGCCAUAGUGUUGGCACAGAUAAGUAUAUAUCCACUUCUCCCUGGAAUCUCGGCUUGGGUAGGCAAUAACUUAGCGCCAUCAUGGAAGCGAUCGAUCGGUCUUGCUUGGCUACUCGCCGCUGGAAACUUUGGCAGUAUUAUUGGAACGAACAUAUUCCUGGACAAGGAAUCGCCUACGUACCCCACCGGAUACGGCGUUUCGCUCGGAAUAUGUAUACUCGCCAUUAUCGCCGGCGCCAUUCUCGAGUUCUGCCUCUGGUCUGCCAAUCGAACAAGGAAGAGGAUUUCGGAAAUCGAAAUAAGAGAGAAGUAUACACAAGAGAAAUUAGAUGCCAUGGGAGAGAAUAGUCCAUUAUAUAAGUACACCCUAUAA